GCUGUCCGGCGGGUUGCUGCAAGUAUAGCAGGGCUAAAGAGCGGGCGCCGCGUCUGUUUGAAACAAGAGCGGAUCAAAUACAAUACAAUUUCGAAAAGCAGCCGCCACGCGUGAAACUACAAUUGGCGUCUCACGGUCUCAUUUUUCUGGUUCAUGUUAUAGUUAUACAUACCUCCAAGACCGCACAGUUUCACACAUUGUACGCGAGUUUUCAUGUAGCAAGUUGUAUAGAAGUGAUUGUGAUUGUUGUAAGACUAAGGAAGCAUAUAGCCUAG
This is a messenger RNA of Amoebophrya sp. A120, 275 nucleotides long. NCBI's taxonomy places the organism in Eukaryota, Dinophyceae, Syndiniales, Amoebophryaceae. The record is from the annotation of a GenBank genome assembly.